AUGACGUCGCAGGGGACUGUGUCACCCGCCGAGAAGAGGCUUCCCGAGUACACCUACGACUCGUCUUCACCCAAGAGUCAACCUUUUACCUGGAAGUCGUGGUUGCUCACCAAGGACUUCGUACCGGCGCAGCCGGGAAAAGAGCUACACCUCCCCUUGGACUACGGCAACGCCACGAUCGAGGUAUCUCAGGGGGGUCCGCUCGGCCGGGCCAGGUUCCGCCUUCUGCCAGACGACCCUGCCAGCACUGGCGAUCCUUCUCCAACCCACGAGGACUCUAUGAAGCUAAGGAGCAUCAUUUUGAUGGACAUGUACCGCGUGGGAGACGAGAUAAAGACGAUUGAUGAGAACGGAAUGGAAACGACUACCUGUAUCUUCGAAUGCGACCUGUACGAGUACACAACACCCGGUGAUUAUCCAUGGGAGGCGAUGGACCUGUGGGGUCCCUCUGAGGGGGAGUCGGGAAACUUUCUGUUCUUCUACCUCGACCUCGGACUGACAUCUCUACUCAUCUCCAAGAAGAUGCAACGUCGAGGCUCCCUAGAUCUACCCGGGUACAACGGUACAAAUGUCUGGUACGCGCCCGGUACCGCUAUCAACUCGACCGAGGCGUUUCACCACGCUUCAGACCUCGAAGAAGCAGCAUACCUCGCCAACCGCUACAUGUUCAUCGCCAUGAUGGUGAUCAUGCUCGCCUACAUCUUCGCGCAGAUGCCAUACACCUACAUUCGGAUCCGAGCCAACGGGAUCUGGCACGGCUUUCGCCUCAGUAACGGGGUCGCGAUGGAACGGAAUAUGCCCAAGCGGCUUCGCCAUCGUCAAUGGCCUAUACCGGUCCGGCGGAUCCCUUUCUUUGACCUCCCCCUCUCCGAGUUUCUGCUCGUCGCUCUCAUGUGGGCGGUGGGUGUGGGCAUUGCGGGAUGGUGUCAGGCGACAUUCCUCACGGACGCCAGUAGGAGCACGCUGGUUGUCAUGAGUCUGCUCGCUCUGACGGCGGGACUUGGCAUCAAGUCGGGCGGAGUCGGGACAUGGGUCGUUCACGGCUACACCGCUGUCAACUUUUUGCACCGAUGGACAGGGCGGCUGGUCUUGCUGCUGUCAACCCUGCAUGUCAUCGCGUACCUUGUGGUCUUUUACCAGGCAGGCAUCGCAAAGCAGGAGAUGGCCAAGCCGGAGAACUACCUCGCUGCUUUGGGCUAUGCCGGUCUAUGCCUCACUGGGGUCCUUUCUAUAGGCUACGUGCGGCGGAGAUGGUGGCUGCUGUUCAAAUUUGGGCAUCACAUCGGAAUCCUACUCCUCAUGGCUGGUCUCAACUACCACUCGCAAGAUGUCGUCCCCUACCUCCUCGCUAUCUGGGCACUUCUCGUCAUCAAUACCGUUGUCCGCAGCAUCACCACUCGUAUCACCACCGCCACAAUCACACCCCUCCCUGGAGCCGCCUCCACCCUGGUCACUUUCCCCGCCCUGACCAAGGGCUUUACACCCGGCCAGCAUGUCCGCGUUCGCCUGCUCGUCCCGUCACUAUGGACCAGCUCGUUCGAGUCUCACCCCUUUACCAUUGCCGCUACGGAGGGACAGGAGGUCACGCUGGUCAUCAAGGUGGCGGGGGAUUGGACAGAGUCACUGUACAAUCUCGCCCUCGAGCGAAAGACCAUGCGUUGCUCUGUAGAGGGACCAUACGGCGGGCCAUUGAACUUCUUGUUCCCCGCUUUCCGGUCGGUCAUGAUCGCUGUUGGUGGAUCAGGCAUCUCAUUUGGUCUUGGCGUCGUAAGAGGACUUUUGGCGGAUGUGGCGGCGGCCCGGUCAAAGUGCCAGCACGUUCUACUAGUUUGGACUGUGAAAGAUAGAGCCACACUUGAUGAUCUGUCCCCUAUCCUCCUCGAGAUGAUCCACACCGCGGAAACGAUAAAAGCCUCAAACGAGCACUUUAUCUUUGACCUUCGGCUACACUUUACCGCCAAGGACGCGUUCUCGGCGGACAAGGAGGACAAGAUCGGGCUGGAGAAGACAAAGGGAGAUCUGAAGACGGUGGUUUUCCAGGGCCGACCGGAUCUCGCAGGCAUAUUGACACAGCUCAUUGCUGCUCAGCCGGAGGGGGAUGGAGGUGUGGGAGUUGGCGUAUGCGGGCCGACUGCUCUAGGGGAUAGCGUCGAGCGGAUAGUCAGGGCUAUCCCAUGCGCAGAUCGGAAGCGGGUUGGAGGCGUCGAGCUCCACGCCGAGCGCUUCUCGUUGUAA
Messenger RNA from Dioszegia hungarica, 2235 nucleotides. RefSeq lists its product as uncharacterized. The transcript is spliced from 7 exons. Gene Ontology annotation, biological process: intracellular iron ion homeostasis; iron ion transport; copper ion import. The record is from RefSeq and is a predicted model, not a curated record. Gene Ontology annotation, cellular component: plasma membrane. Bases 1 to 2235 code for a protein of 744 amino acids. Gene Ontology annotation, molecular function: ferric-chelate reductase activity. Lineage: Eukaryota; Fungi; Basidiomycota; Tremellomycetes; Tremellales; Bulleribasidiaceae.